AAAAUGGCUUCCAUUACUCUCAAACCCUUCACCGGAUUCCGUCAUCUCUCGCCGGAGAACUCCUCCAUCGCCACCCUCUCUAAUCCGCUCCCCAAAACCCACUCCCGUCGCAGGGUCCUCCGCAUAAAUGCAUCCAACAGCAGCCCGCGAGUCACCGGUCGGAAUCUUCGGGUCGCGGUCGUCGGUGGUGGCCCAGCCGGUGGCUCCGCCGCUGAAACGUUAGCCAGGGGCGGUGUAGAGACGUUCUUGAUUGAACGGAAGAUGGACAACUGCAAGCCUUGUGGUGGGGCCAUCCCACUCUGUAUGGUCGGUGAGUUUGACAUCCCGCUGGAUCUGAUUGACCGCCGAGUCACCAAAAUGAAGAUGAUUUCGCCGUCGAAUGUCGCCGUCGAUAUCGGCCGCACACUCAAGCCCCACGAGUAUAUCGGUAUGGUCCGCCGUGAGGUGCUCGACGCCUUCCUCCGCGAGCGGGCUGCCGCCGCCGGAGCCUCCGUGAUCAACGGCUUGUUUCUGAAAAUGGAUCUGCCGAAGUCAACGGCCGCCCCCUACGUCCUCCACUACUCUGCCUACGACUCCAAGGUCGGCGGCGCCGGCGAGAAGAAGACCCUGGAGGUCGAUGCGGUCAUCGGAGCCGACGGCGCGAACUCCCGAGUGGCGAAAUCCAUCGAUGCCGGCGACUACGAGUAUGCCAUCGCCUUCCAAGAACGGAUCCGCAUCUCCGACGACAAAAUGAAGUACUACGAGGACCUCGCCGAGAUGUACGUCGGCGACGACGUCUCCCCCGAUUUCUACGGCUGGGUCUUCCCCAAAUGCGACCACGUCGCCGUCGGCACCGGCACGGUGACCCACAAGCAGGACAUCAAGAAAUUCCAGCUGGCCACGCGCCAACGCGCGGAGUCCAAAAUCAGCGGCGGAAAGAUCAUCCGCGUGGAAGCCCACCCAAUCCCGGAACACCCGCGUCCUCGCCGGAUCCAGGACAGAGUCGCGCUCGUCGGCGACGCUGCCGGGUAUGUCACCAAGUGCUCCGGCGAGGGGAUCUACUUCGCGGCGAAGAGCGGGCGGAUGUGCGCGGAAGCAAUCGUGGAGGGAUCUAGCAGAGGGAAAAGAAUGGUGGAGGAAUCAGAUCUCAGAAAGUACUUGGAGAAAUGGGACAAGACUUACUGGCCCACGUACAAAGUGCUGGACAUCUUGCAGAAGGUGUUUUACCGGUCGAAUCCGGCGAGGGAGGCGUUCGUGGAGCUGUGCGCCGACGAGUAUGUGCAGAAGAUGACGUUUGAUAGCUAUCUGUACAAGAAGGUGGCGCCCGGAAACCCCAUUGAAGACUUGAAGCUUGCUGUAAAUACUAUUGGGAGUUUGGUCAGGGCCAAUGCCCUUAGGAGGGAGAUGAAGAAGCUUAGUGUGUAAGAUCAGUAAUGUUAUCAUUGUUAUGAUGCUAAGUAAUUAUGUAAUAUAAAUGGUUUUUGUGAUUGUGAUUUAAGAUUUCUGUUUGUGGUUACAUUUAAUUAAUUAAUACAAGUAAUAAAAGUGUGGAUGUACUUUAACACAGAACUCUUGUUGUCAGGCCGGCCUCACACGAACCUCCGUCCGGCUGAGCCCGUUUGGGCACCUUCCCGGUGGAUUUUUUUGAUAAAAUUUUUUGAGCAUGUUCCUAAUCAAGUCUAAUUUGUCCAUACCAAAUUUUAACUCAAAAUUCGAUCGGGAAGACAUUCAAAUCUUUUUUUGAAGUUGACUGCGGCAAAAUAUACAUAUAAAAACGCAGUCAACUUCAAAAAAAGAUUUGAAUGCCUUCCCAAUCGAAUUUUGAGCUGAAAUUUGGUAUGGACAAACUAGACUUGAUGAGGAACAUGAUCAAAAAAUUUCAUCAAAAAAUUCCACUGGGAAGAUCGCCAAAAGGGCUCGGCCAGACGGCUCUCCCGGUCAGGCCGGCCUGACAUGAUGAUUUCUCUACUCUAACAUUCAAUUUGCUGUCUGGUCUGAACUGGUCUGAUAAAUGUUUGGUCUCUAUGUAUUUUAUAACUACGGAAGUCUGGUCAGGUCUGAUCUGGAACAGAAAACAUCCUAAGUGGAUGAAUUUU
Molecule: messenger RNA, 2075 nt
Organism: Cuscuta epithymum
Lineage: Eukaryota; Viridiplantae; Streptophyta; Magnoliopsida; Solanales; Convolvulaceae
Source: the annotation of a GenBank genome assembly